This is a messenger RNA of Cryptotermes secundus, 4619 nucleotides long. RefSeq names its product GRIP and coiled-coil domain-containing protein 2. The record is from RefSeq and is a predicted model, not a curated record. The transcript has 19 exons. Lineage: Eukaryota; Metazoa; Arthropoda; Insecta; Blattodea; Kalotermitidae. Bases 248 to 4165 code for a protein of 1305 amino acids.
UCCAUGGUGACUGUACUUUUAUGACUUGGUAGUAGGUAGGGUUGGUAGGAGUUAAUGGUUAUUUGUAUAAUUUGUAUUUUAUUCUGUUAUUUAGCUAUGUAGCUGUGUAGUACGUAUAGGUGUUGGUGAGACGACGAGGGCGGUCAGUUUUGCUACAGGGACAGUACGUACUGAAGUUUCAUGAACGAAUUUCUCUUUUAAGAACUUCUCAUUUGAAGUAUCGGAAAGUCUUUGUAAAACACUGAACAUGGAUGGUACUGCCAAGGAUACUGAUGGAGCACAAAAAAGAAACUCUCUUGAAGAUUUAAACAAAGAAGAUCUAAUCAAGAAAUGUAAGAGUUUGCUGGUUAUUGCUCAGAGAGCAAAACAAGCAAAAGAUGACGCUGGGAAAGAAAUUAUACGACUAAAGGAGCAGCUUAAUACUUUGCAGAUGCAGGCUGAGCAGGUUCAUAAUGGAGAAAGAUACUCUGAUACAGGCAGGAAUGAGAAAGAAUUGCAGUUGCAGAAUGAAGUCAGUGCAAUGCAAGAAAUGCUCACUACCCUCACUGAACAGAAGCUUUGCUUUACCAUGGAAGUGGAUAAACUGAAGAAAGAGAAUGUAACAUUGGAGAAAGAGUUGAAUCAAUUAAAACUGGAAAAGGCUAGUGUUCAGGAAAUUUCAGCCCAACUGCAUUGUCAGUUAGGAGAGCUAGAGACAGCUGCAGAGAGCUAUAAGCGACAGAUUCAUCGACUAACGAAUGAAAAUGAAGCUUUAAUCAAACAAAUGGAAAGGCUGGAAAUGGAGAUGAAAAAGAAGGAAGACCAGACCUCACUAGAAGUGAGCCACGACCAGGUGAAAUUAUUAGAGGGUGAACUACAGAUGUUACAUGAUGAAGUAGAGCGUCUAAAUGGGGAGGAUGCUCAGAAGAAAGAACAAAUGAAGCAGUUGUAUGAAACUUUCAGCAAAGAGAAGAGUGAACUGAAGAGAAGUCUAGAAAAUGAAACAAGACAGUUCCAGCAGAUGAGAUCUGGGCUGAUAUUGUUAUCCUCAGAGGCUUAUGAAUUGAAUGUCCUAAGGAUGAGACUGUCAGAAGAGGUUCGAAUGUUCCAGUCUGAUGUGUUUAACAUGCUGCAGGAAGAUACAUGGAUUGCAGUACAGAAGGUUGUGAUGAAUUAUGUUGAGUCAGAAAUAGCAGCCACUAAACGGGAAAAUUCUGAACUUCUUGGAGAAAUGAAUGAAAUGAAUCAGGUUUUAAAGCAUCGUGGUGAAACUGUUUCAAAAUUGAAUGAACUGAACAGUGAACUAGAGCACAGAUUGAAAGAAACAAACAGCAAGCUUGAAGCAACUGAAAAGGACUUAAAAGUUAAACUUUCAGAGUUAGAAAUAAAAGGUAAAGCAUUAUGUGAUUUGGAAAUGGAUCUUGCCAAAGUAACAAAAGCUCAGCAGGAAGAUAUGCAUAUGAAAGAUGAAACUAUUUUCACAUUAGAGAAAGAGAUUGUGAAAUUUAUGGAAUGUCAGCAUGAAUUGGAAACAAAGACAUCAGCACUGGAAGCUAAGGAGGAAAGAAUACACAAUCUUGAAGCAGAACUGGCUAAACAAGUUGACACACUGCAGGAGCUAAAAUCUAAGGACAAAAUAAUAACUGACUUAGAAGAACAGAUAAGAAAUCUGAAAGUUGUGAACAAAGCUGGAGACAGGGAAGAGGAUGGAUGUAGUACUGAAGAUUGUGAAAUGAAAGUGAAGUUGCUUAAAGAUGAGAUAUCAACACUCAAAGGAAAGCUUCAGGUGUUGGAACAUGAGAUUGAAGAAAUGCGCAAAGAAAAUGGUGAUGUGCCAAGUGAAGUGAUGAGUAGCAGUACUAUUAGUAGGGCAGAAGAGAAUGCUAGACUGAAGGAUUUGGAGGAGACAUUUGAAGAACGUUACACCAAGCUUCGCGCUGUUGCUGUUCGGCUGAAAAAGAGGGUGUCUGAAUUGACAGCACAGCAGACACAUCUAGAGAUGGAAAAGAAAAAGCUGGUCUCUGACAAGUCUGAGCUUCAGGCCAAAGUAGCUCAGCUUUCAGCUCAUGCAAAAAACUUGCAGACAAUGCACCUGGAAUAUGAUCGUUUACAAGAUGAUAUGGAAAAACAGAAAUUGGAAGUUAAAGAAUUCGCCAAGGCUUUGGAACUUGCUGUAAAUGAAUCUGCAACCCUUAAAGUGCAACUGUUGGAAUGUCAGGAAGAAAAAGAAUGCAAAUUAAAGGACUUGGAGGCAUGUGUGAAGGAUAAACAGAGACUGGAGUUAGCAAAUAAGGAACUGUCAUCACAUAUCCACUCCUUAAAAAAAGAAAAAGAAGCAGAGAAUAUAGCAAGGAAAGAAAAUGAAAAAGAACUGAAGAGACUUGAGGAAGAAUUAAAAGCAAGUGAGAAGAGGCUGACAGAAGAAGUUGACCACCAUAAAAACACUCAGGAACAACUGGAUGUUUCAAGACAGGAAUGCAAGAAGCACAGUGUUCUUAGUCUGGAGAUGGAGGAUUAUGAGAGAUCAGUGGCUGAUUUGACACAGCAGUUGGUAUCACAAAAGUCAAAGGUGAAAGAACUGGACAGUCACUUAGAGACACAGCAGGAUAUUAAUAGAGGACUUCAGGAACAGAUUUCAUUGUUGGAACAAAGAAUACAGUCAGAAGAAGCUAGAUCAAAGGAAGUCAAGGAACAAUUGAAUGCAUCAAGAAGAAGACUGUUGGAAGUUGAGGCUCUGGCACUUGAACGUGAAGCUAUGAUUUCUGAACUUUUGUCACAGAUUGAACAGCAUAAGGGUAAAAGUGAAAAUCUUGUACUGCAGUUAUCAGAACUGGCAGCUGAGAAGCAGAGGCUGGUUGAAUGUGGACAGAAUCAACAGGAUAAUCUUAACAGACAAGUACAUGUACUAGAACAACAUGUGUCUCGAUUGAAAGAAAAUUUGGUAGAACGUGAAGCAGAGUUAGGAGACCUAAGGGCUGAAUUUACAAAUUACAAGGUCAGAGCACAGAGUGUGCUUCGACAGAAAGCUCGUCCAGAUGAUGGAUCAUCAAGUUUGAGUCGAGAGGAUCACACAGAAGAAGUGGCGCAGCUGAAGCAAACAGCAGAAAUUCUGAAAAGUAAACUGGAAGAUGUAAGUUCCAAGUUGCAAAGCCUCAUGGUAGAAAACAGUGCACUUCAAGAAGACCAAGCACGAGUAUUACAAAGGUAUCAGGAAUUGUCAGAUACAGUGCAGGAUCUAAGAAAUCAGAAUUCACAACUCCAUACACAGCUGCAGGAAGCCAAAAUAGAGCAUCGUGAAGCCUUGAGGAGUCAGAAACUACAGGCUGAAACUUUAAACCAGUGCUACAAGCAACAGAUAGAGGAACUGGAAGAAAGGUUACAAAAGGAAACAUCAGCCCUGAAGAAGCAGCUUCAAGACACGGAGGAGCAGCUGCAUAGAAUACAGCAACAUUCUUCCGUUGUGGGUGAUGUAGUUGGGCAUGUUAUGCAGCCAGCUGAAUCAAACAUGUUGAAUACACCUUCCAAACAUAAUGCCAGCCCUCACUGGAACAGCAGCACAGUGGGAUUCAUACCUGUCCGAUCUGGAGUCAUAAUGAACCAGCAAGACUCGGAAAACAAGCUUGAAAUAACAUUACUUGAGAGAGAAGAAGGAGAGGGUUCAGAGAGUGUGGACUCUACUCCUCCACAUCUGUCUGCAUCACAGGAACGUAGAACAGAAUUAAUUCCACUGGAAAAACUUCUGUCAUCUCCAGCUGAUGAUGAAAACAAUGUUUCAACAGUUAGUGCUUCACCAGGUGUAGAACUGAGUCAAACUAAAGAACAAUUGGUAGUAUCAGAAUGUCGUAUCCGACAUUUAAGUGGACUGCUAAGUGAAGCAGAACGUGAUCUGGCAAAGCUGACUCAACAGAAUCAGGUGCUAAAGGAUGAGAUCCGUCGGCAGCAGAGAAGCGUUGAAAGGGAGCAGCAUGCACAAAAUUUUGAGUACCUCAAAAAUAUUGUUCUAAAGUUUGUGACGCUCCAAGGUGGCGAUGAAAGGUCACGUUUAGUUCCUGUUCUCAACACUAUACUCAAACUUAGUCCAGAAGAAACCAGCCAACUUAACAUAGUGGCUAAGGGUGGUCCUGAUCUCCAAGCUGGUGGAAGAGGAUGGGGUAGCUACUUACAUCUUUGGUCAGGCACACAGUGACUUUGCACAAAGUGCCAUUGAAUGGCCAGGAUUAUUUAUAUUAUGGAGAUGACAUCAUCACAGCAAUGUGUAUUAGUGGUGGUUAGUCUAAUUUCAUAUUGCCUUUCCUAAAUUAUUUGCAUCCUUCAUUUGGUCUGCUAUGUCAUUUGCACAGAAAUUAUGUCUGUGGCAAGAUGAUGCUGGUGACUGAGCUAACUUCAUGGGUACACUGCUAGUGGGUCCUGAAGGUGAUAGUGAUGUCCAAGUAGAGUCAUCGAAUAUAAGCUUUUGCGUGAUACUUCUGUACAUAAUUUAUUGUUUAAUUGGCAAACAGUUGUUUGUAAAGUUACAAUGCUCAAGUAAUAUUCUUUGAGGUAUAAAUGUAUGUGUACAUAAAAUAUAUCUAUACUCAUUGUCAAGAUGAACCAAUUCAGUAACACGUGCACAUGUAAAUAAAAUUCAUAUUGUCAUAUGA